Molecule: messenger RNA, 987 nt
Organism: Humulus lupulus (European hop)
Lineage: Eukaryota; Viridiplantae; Streptophyta; Magnoliopsida; Rosales; Cannabaceae
Exons: 1
Coding region: 1-987 (328 amino acids)
Source: RefSeq, a predicted model, not a curated record
AUGUUUGCUAAUGCUAAUCCUGCAACAUGGUGGCAUUUAGUUACAAAAGGUUGUAGCCAAGUUGAUCCAAAUGAUGAUGAAGGUGCUUAUGUUAGUGAGGAAGACCUACAAAGUUUGUCUAGUUCAGAUGAGGAUGGUAAUGCCAAGAGGAGAAAAAGAUCCAACAACCAAUUCAAUCGUGCAACAAACAUGGAUAACUUCAAAUUUAAAUUAGGCAUGCUUUUUUCUACCGUGGACCAAUUUAGGACUGCAUUGAAGGAGCAUUUUAUUAAGAUUAACAGGGAGUAUGUUUGGCUGGCCAAUGACCAAAGGAGGGUAAGGGCAAAAUGCAAGAGUGUAGGCUGCAAUUGGGUCAUUUAUGCAAGAGUCCAAUUGUCAGACAAGCACUCAUUCAUGGUAAAUACAUUGGUGGAUAGGCACAUGUGUGGAUUGGUUUUCAACAACAAACAUGCAACCUCCAAUUGGCUUGCAAAGCAUUAUCUGAAACAGUUCAGAAUAAACCCAAACUUAACUUACAUAGGUUUCAUGCAGCUAACAACACAUACUCAGUUUUCAAGAACAACAAGGUCAACUUUCUACAGAGCAAUGAAUUGUGCAAAAGUGAUGUUAGAAGGGACUAUAAGGGAACAAUAUGCCAUACUGGAAGAUUAUUGCAAGCAACUGUUAGAGACAAAUCCUGGGAGCACAUCAAUAUUGAAAACCAGAAUGCAGGAUGGAAAAAGGUUAUUUGAGAGGGUGUAUAUAUGUCUUAAAGCUUGUAAAGAUGGAUUCCUCAAUGGUUGUAGGCCCCUUAUCUACUUGGAUGGUUAUUUUUUAAAAGGAUAUUGCAAAGGAAUGUUAUUAGCUGCAAUUGGCAUUGAUGUAGCAAAUGCCAUGUUUCCAGUGGCUUAUGCUGUAGUGGAGAAGGAGUACACAGACAGCUGGACAUGGUUUUUAAAUUUAUUGAAGGAGGACUUGAGGAUUGAUGAACCAGAGAGAAUAGCAUAG